Cladophialophora carrionii CBS 160.54 is the source of this 759-nucleotide messenger RNA. RefSeq lists its product as uncharacterized. The record is from RefSeq and is a predicted model, not a curated record. The coding region runs from base 1 to 759 and encodes 252 amino acids. NCBI's taxonomy places the organism in Eukaryota, Fungi, Ascomycota, Eurotiomycetes, Chaetothyriales, Herpotrichiellaceae. The transcript is spliced from 3 exons.
AUGUCGGACAAGGUCGUCGUUCUCAUUACUGGGGCGAACCGAGUCCCCAAGGGAUUGGAAAUGGUCUUCUGUCGAACGUACCUUGCGAGACCGAAACAUAUUGUAGUCGCCGGCGUUCGUGACCCAGGCAGCGCUUCGUCCCAAAACAUCCAGAUGCUACCGCGUGGCAUGGAUAGUCAAGCGAUAGUGGUUAAGCUCGACAGCACUUCAGGGACCGAUGCGAGAGCGGCUGUCGAGACGCUGACAUCGAAAUACAGUCUGACCAAGCUCGACAUUGUCAUUGCAAAUGCUGGUAUCUCAAAGUAUUUUGGAGCAGCCUCAGUGACACCGGCACAGGAAAUGUCCGAUCAUUUCGUGGUAACACUAUCGCACCGUUACUCCUGUUUCAAGCUACCGCUCCUCUUCUCAAAGCAGCACCGGCUCCAAAAUUCGUGGUCGUGUCAUCCGGUGCCAGGGAGUCUCAGCCAGGUGGUCAAGCUUCCGGUCGAAAACACCGCUUAUGGCGCGUCUAAAGCCGCCGUCAACUAUGUCAGCCGCAGAAUCCACUAUGAAAACCCAUACCUAACUGCAUUUGCCCUCAACCCAGGAUGGCUCCAGACGGAGCUAGGAAAUCAUGCUGCAAGAGGAGUAGGGAUGGCGGCCGCACCCGUCUCCGUUCAGGAUGGGGUCAACGGCAUGAUCGAGCGGAUCGACAGGGCGACGAGAGAAGGGUCAUCUGGGAAGUUCUUGUCGUUCAACGGCGAAGAAAUCCCUUGGUAG